AUGAAAAUUCCAAUUCAAUUGUUUAUCGCAUUCGUACACACUUGUUCUUUUGUCGCGGCUCAGCUCAGUAUGUCGACCACAACAAUUACAGAAGUUGAUGUUUUUACUUCGUAUUACUGUGUCAAGCAAAUAUCCUCAUCCAAAAUUUUGACAACUGAGCCAUCUACUUCAUCGAAAAUUGAAAAGCGUUCUUCGACUGUGCACUCAUCUUCUCCGGUAACGAUAAGUUCUACCCAAGUUAGCACACCUCUUCUCUCAAGUUCCAAAACAGAGAAGUCUUCUAGUUCCACAACUUUGAUGCCAAAACAGCCUAGUGUUAGUCAAUCUUCAAGCUUCCCUAAAACUGAAUAUUCAACCCAUUCUUCGUCAAGUAAAAUUUCCUCUUCAAUAGUUAGCAUCAAGACUUCUUCCCACCCUUCCACCGAUGAUUCGGACCGCCGCUCGAGUUCUGUACCUCCAUCUAGUUCGGCAACUCCUUUUGUUCCCCCCACACACUCGUUGAUCUCAUCAAGCUUAGCGUCUCCCUCGAUUCCUGUUGUUUCGUCUUCGGUGCCUGUGCCUUCUUCAUCGGUUCCUGAAGUUCCAUCCUCCGUUUCUGCAGUUUCAUCUUCGGUUCCUGCUAUUCUAUCGUCAGUUCCUGAGACAUCGGGUACCUACCAUAGUGUACCAAAAUCUUCCACCACUCCCACUGAAGCCAAAUCGUCAUCGAGCCCACCUAUUGACAGAGUGGUGACAUCCUCAAGUGCCGUUACUGUAUCCUCGCACCGCACAUCCUCCUCGUCGAUAUCGGUCUCCAAGAUCUCUCACCCAAGUUUAAUUGACUCUACCACUACAAGUAUCAAAAUCUCUCUCAGCACUGUUAUUUCAACGAUAACAUCGUGUGUGUCUGAUAGAUGCAAAACUUGGACUUCUGUUACAAGCAAACCAACGCCACCAACAUCCCGGGUUUCCUCCAGUAGUAGCAACUCUACCCAUUUGUCGAGUACCAGCAAAUCUUCACAGAGUCGGAAAACGAUCGAAACCACGGGUACCACAAGUAAGACCCGUUCACUAGCCUCCUCAAGCGGGAUAGUUUCCAUUACAACACAAUUCACCACUUCCCACGAGAGUGUCAGUGAAAGAAAAAACAGUACAAGUUCUACCACUCCUUAUUCAUCUCAGGUCAUCAUUACGUCCACUAGUAUUGUAACUGAACCUCACUCGAGAUCUGUAACGACGAAGACUGUUUCUUCCUCCUCUUCAAUUUCAAAAAAUGUAACCACGGAACCACCACACUUGAACAGUUACACUCCCACCACAAUAAACGUACCUCCCUCUACUACUAGCUACGUCAAUGUCUUUGAAGGUGCCGCGCCAAGGGUGGUUUCCCUGAGACAUAACAUUCUUCUGCCCAUGAUAAUGGCGUUCUUCGUGUAG
This is a messenger RNA of Huiozyma naganishii CBS 8797, 1416 nucleotides long. It is a transcript of the gene AGA1, whose product is annotated as Aga1p. The record is from RefSeq and is a predicted model, not a curated record. The transcript has a single exon. The coding region runs from base 1 to 1416 and encodes 471 amino acids. Lineage: Eukaryota; Fungi; Ascomycota; Saccharomycetes; Saccharomycetales; Saccharomycetaceae.